GAGGCAGCCGGGUACUGGGUACCGCGCAUGCGCCGCCGGUCCCGGUCCAGGCUGGAGGAGGCAGCCGGGUGCUGGGUACCGCGCAUGCGCCGCCGGACUGCCUCCCGCUGGAAGAUGCUCCAUGGCGGAUUUGAUGCUGGUGACAAGCGCCUUUGAGAAAACAAAAUGUCCACCAAAGCCGAACAAUUUGCAUCUAAGGUCCGUUAUUUACAAGAAUACCACAACCGUGUUCUUCAUAAUAUUUAUCCUGUCCCAUCUGGAACUGAUAUCGCAAACACAUUGAAGUACUUUUCACAGACAUUAUUAAGCAUUUUGUCCCGCAUAGGGAGGAAGGACAACCAGGAUGGCUCCAAUUUGACAGUGCCCAUGACUAUGUGUCUUUUUCCUGUGCCAUUCCCACUCACCCCAUCCCUAAGACCACAAGUCAGUUCCAUCAACCCUACUGUUACUCGCUCCCUCCUUUACAGCGUCCUCCGCGAUGCUCCCUCUGAGCGCAAUCAGCAAAGUCGUGAUGCACAGCUUUCAGAAUACCCUUCACUGGACUAUCAAGGUCUCUAUGUGACACUCGUGACUCUACUUGACCUGGUCCCCUUGUUACAACAUGGCCAACACGACUUAGGACAGUCGAUAUUUUACACUACAACAUGUUUGCUGCCGUUUCUCAGUGAUGAUAUCCUGAGUACCUUACCUUACACCAUGAUUUCUACUUUAGCAACGUUUCCCCCAUUUCUUCACAAGGAUAUCAUUGAAUACCUGAGCACAUCUUUCCUUCCAAUGGCAAUAUUGGGUUCAUCGAAACGAGAAGGCAUUCCACCUUAUGUGAAUUAUUCUGCAUCUUCAAUGCUAAUGAUUGCUAUGCAGUACACAUCUAAUCCAGUGUACCAUUGUCAGUUAUUGGAAAGUCUUAUGAAAUACAAACAAGAAGUGUGGAAAGACUUGUUGUACGUGAUAGCCUAUGGUCCGUCUCAAGUGAAGCCGCCAGCUGUUCAAAUGCUUUUCCACUAUUGGCCCAAUCUAAAGCCACCAGGUGCUAUAUGUGAAUACCGGGGCCUUCAGUACACAGCUUGGAAUCCAAUUCAUUGUCAACAUAUUGAAUGUCAGAAUGCAAUCAACAAGCCUGCUGUGAAGAUGUGCAUAGAUCCAUCCAUUUCUGUGGCAGUAGGUGAGAAACCACCCCCAUUAUACUUGUGUGAAGAGUGUAGCCAAAGGAUUGCAGGGGUCCAAGCUGAAUGGUUAAUUGAUGUCUUGCUUCCACAAGCUGAAAUUUCUGCUAUUUGUCAGAAGAAGAAUUGCAGCUCACACGUUAGGAGAGCUGUUGUAACCUGCUUCUCAGCAGGUUGCUGUGGUCGCCAUGGAAACAGGCCUGUGCGCUACUGUAAGAGAUGUCACUACAACUAUCAUUCCAGUGAGAUUGGUGCUGGAUCAGAGACCCACCUUUACCAAACUUCACCCCCUCCGAUGAACACCAGAGAAUGUGGUGCAGAGGAGCUAGUUUGUACUGUGGAAUCAGUAGUCAGUUUACUGAAGGAAGCCGAAUACCAUGCAGAGCAAAGAGAGUUUGAAUUAAACCGAAGACGACAAAUGGGUCUAUCUUUAUCCCAUCAUUCACUGGAUAAUAUGGAGUAUGAUAACAAGGAUGAUGAUAAAAACGAUCAACGCUUGUUGAGCCAGUUUGGAAUCUGGGUUUUGGUCAGUCUUUGCACUCCAAGUGAAAAUACACCAACAGAAAGUUUGGCCCGAUUGGUAAGCAUGAUGUUCCAGUGGUUUCAUUGCACUGCGUAUAUGCUCGACGAUGAAGUGGGAAGCCUUGUGGAGAAGCUGAAGCCUCAGUUUGUCACCAAAUGGUUGAAGACUGUUUGUGAUGUUCGAUUUGAUGUGAUGGUCAUGUGUCUUCUACCCAAACCAAUGGAGUGUGCAAGAGUUGGUGGCUAUUGGGAUAAGUGUUGCAGUACUGUGACACAACUGAAAGAAGGCUUGAAUCGAAUCCUAUGCCUCAUUCCAUACAAUGUCAUUAAUCAGGCUGUGUGGGAAAGCAUUAUGCCAGAAUGGUUGGAAUCCAUCCGAACUGAGGUGCCAGAAAGUCAGUUGAAAGAGUUUAAAGAAGUCUUAAGCAAAAUGUUUGAUGUUGAACUUUGCCCAUUGCCAUUUUCCUUGGAAGAAAUGUUUGGUUUUAUUAGCUGUCGAUUCACUGGCUACCCCGCUUCAGUCCAGGAACAAGCAUUACUUUGGCUUCAUGUAUUAUCAGAAUUGGAUAUAACAGUUCCUCUGCAGCUGUUGAUAAGUAUGUUUUCUGAUGGGGUGAACUCAGUCAAAGAACUAUCAAGUCAAGGAAAUGCACGAACCAGUGAGCAACCAGGCAACCCAACUGCUCGAAGGGUCAGUGUUGUAUCAGAUCCUGGACGCCGAGGCCAGCAUAUUACUCUUAGUCCAUUUCCUAGCCCUUUUCGGAGCCCAUUCCGUAGCCCAGUGCGUAGUCCAUAUCGUGGCUGCUUUAAGAACUUUGGUACUGUUGGAGGAAGAAACAUUGAUUUUGACACUGAUGAUGAUGAAAUGAACCUGUCUUGCUUCAUCCUGAUGUUUGAUUUGAUACUGAAACAGAUGGAAUUGCAAAAUGAUGGUAUGGUCUUGGGUCUUGACCAUGGAUUGUCCAAGGACAUUAUUUCCAUCAUAAACAAUGUACUUCAGGCACCUUGGGGAGAUUCUCAUACUUGUCAGAAAGAUGAAAAAGAUGCUCACUGUAACCUUUGUCAGUCCAGCAUUUUGUGCUACCAAUUGGCCUGUGAACUAUUGGAGCAACUGACACCAAAAGAGGAAAUCAAAUUGGUGGAGCCCACUGACAGCUUUGAGGAAAGUAUGCUCUUUUCAAGGCCUGAAUUCACUAUUGGGUUCGAAGGAGAGGAUGACAAUUCAAAAGAGGAGGAAAUUCUAACAUCCAAUAAUGGAUGUGAAGAAAAUCUUGAAGAGAAGGAUGAUGUAGACCAAAGAUUUAGUUAUCAGCAACUACCUGUUACAUUGAAGCUAAUUUAUACAAUAUUGCAGGAGAUACCAAAAUGUGAGGAGCCAGACAUUCUUUUCAACAUGCUCAAUUGCUUAAAGAUGCUUUGCCUUCAUGGGGAAUGUUUAUAUGUUGCAAGAAAAGAUUACCAAAGGUUUCUUGCUUAUAUUCAAGACAAUAUGUUGAUUUCAAGCUUAUGGAAAGUACUUAAGUCUGAAUUCUCACAGCUUGCCUCUGUAGCGGUGCCAUUGUUUCUCCAUGCACUUUCUCUUCCUCGUGGCGCUGAUGUAUUCUGGGGCAUCAUUGACAGCAGCUUUAAUAGUAAGGACUGGAAGAUGAGAUUUGAAGCUGUGGAGAAAGUGGUGGUGUUGUGCAGAUUUUUGGAUAUUCAAUCUGUGUCAAAGAAUCACAUACUGAAGUACUCUCUAGCUCAUGCCUUCUGCUGUUUCCUGGCUGCAGUCGAAGAUGUUAAUCCAGCAGUGGCAACGAGAGCCAGAUUACUGCUUGAUUCCAUAAAAAGACCGGCUUUACAAGGCCUCUGUCUUUGCCUCGACUUUCAGUUCGAUACCGUUGUGAAGGACAGGCCAACUAUUCUCAGCAAGUUAUUUCUGCUCCAUUUCUUGAAGCGUGACAUUCCAGCUUUGAGCUGGGAGUUUUUUGUUAAUAGGUUUGACACCUUGUCUCUGGAAGCUCAGCUUCAUUUGGACUGCAAUAAGGAGUUUCCCUUCCCAACAACUAUAACUGCCGUCCGGACAAAUGUUGCAAACCUGAGUGAUGCUGCCAUGUGGAAAAUCAGACGAGCUCGCUUUGCACGAAACCGACAGAGAAGUGUGCGUUCUCUUCGGGAUAGUGUUAAAGGCCCAGGAGAGUCAAAGAGAGCACUUUCACUGCCAGAAACUCUGAGCACUAAACUGCCUUUGCGACUGACUAGACAUGAGCAGUCAGCUCCAACUCUUGGGGCAAUGAUGGAGCAUGUUAUACAUGGCCAGCAUUCUCCAGAGGAUGAUGCAAUCAUAAAGGAUCCUCUACCAGAGGAUGCUGGCAUUGACCAUCAAACAGUUCAUCAGCUAAUCACAGUUCUCAUGAAAUUCAUGGCAAAGGAUAAAAGCAGUGCUGAGGCGGACAUCAGCAGUGCCAAGGCAUUCAACACAGUAAAGCGCCACCUCUAUGUACUGCUUGGCUACGACCAGCAGGAGGGAUGCUUUAUGAUCGCCCCUCAGAAGAUGCGUACUUCUACUUGCUUCAAUGCUUUCAUUGCCGGAAUCGCACAGGUUAUGGAUUAUAACAUUAGCUUGGGCAACCAGCUCCUUCCACUGGUAGUGCAAGUGCUGAAGUAUUGCAGCUGCCCACAGCUGCGUCACUACUUUCAACAACCUCCGCGGUGUUCUCUUUGGACUCUGAAACCUCACAUACGACAGAUGUGGCUGAAGUCACUGCUAGUGAUCCUGUACAAGUAUCCCUACAGAGACUCUGAUGUCAGCAAGAUUAUAUUGCAUCUGAUCCAUAUCACAAUUAAUACUCUAAAUGCUCAAUACCACAGCUGUAAGCCUCACCCUACUGCUGGACCCCUAUAUAGUGAUAACAGUAAUAUUAGCAAAUACAGUGAAAAAGAAAAAGAAGAAGACAGCGUAUUUGAUGAAUCAGAUGUACAUGAUACCCCAACUGGAGCUGGAAACAAGGAAUCUCAAACCUUCUUUGCAAGACUGAAACGGAUUGGGGGGAGCAAAUCAGUAAAAUAUCAACCAGUUGAGAUGAAUGCACAGAAGAGUUCAGAGAUAGAACUGUCUGAAUACAGAGAUUCAAGUCUUUUGCCAGAUAAUAUUAUGCAUUGUGGCACAUCUCCAAAAUUACAGGAAGCCUUUGGUCAACAGAAAAAAUUGCGUGCAAUUAAGCAACAGUCACUUGAUAUUGGAAAUGCAGACUCUGCUCUGUAUUCUUUAGAUGAGCAACGCAGAAAGUCAUGUCUAGAUCGAUAUCAAUCCGAAAAACGAUCAAGUUUUCCUUCCUGUUAUAGUCAAAUGGACAGUAUGUAUGGAAGAGCAGAUCAGGAUUUGACAACUGGAGAGCUUCAGGAAAGGUCUUUGGCUGCAGAGGGCUCCCAGGAAGGGAAGAGACCAGAAGUUGUAAUACCAGAAGUCAGACUCAAUUGCACAGAAACAUUUGAAGUCAAACAUGCAUCUCCUGAGAAAAGUACUUCCUUUGCAAAGGAGGAAACCGAUUUGAUUGACUUAUCAUCUGACUCAUCAUGUGCACCAGAGAAACAGUCAAUUCUUUCAAGUUCUGAUAGUGACUCUCUGGUCUUUGUGCCUCUCCCCCCUCUUAGGAUUGUGGAAAGUGAUGAGGAAUAUGAAAUUCAGAAUCCUCCUGACAAUAAACUAAAUGUGGAAACUAAUACAUUGCACAAUACCACACCACUUGGCCUGAAUAUUACUCCAGUUGUACAAGUCAAUGUUGAAGAUUGUUCUAAAGACUUGCAUUGUCUUGAUUUUUCUAAUACUUCUUUGCUGGAUACUGAGAAUAUAUUGUCAGUAGUUACAAAUGAUCAAAAAAACCUGGGAGAGCUAACACCACAGAAAUAUUCUAAGUGUUCAGGUUGUGAAAGUCCUCUUACUCUUAAGCAAAAGAGAGAAAAUCUCAGGAAGUCGUCUGCUGUGUUGGAAGUAUCCCAGGAUGACACUUUUGAGUUGAAUAAAGAUCAAACUAAAUCUGAUAGUCCUUUACCAAGUCCUGUUGUAAAAACAGUACUCCUCAAACUUCCUACAGAAGGUGAACAGAAUGAAAAGAUAGAGACAGAGGCAGAGAUCACUGUUGAAAAAGAUAAUGACCAAAAAGAUGAAAGUGGUGAAGAAACUGAAUUCAAAAUCCAGAUUGUCCCAAGGCAGAAGAAGCAAAGGAAGAUUGCUGUCAGCGCAAUUCAGAGGGAAUACCUUGAUAUUUCUUUUAAUAUUUUAGACAGAAUUGGAGAUCAAAAAGACACUGGUGCUACGAAAUCGAGUUUACUAUCAGCACAGAGCAUUGUCAGCAUGUUUGUUCCUGCACCUGAAGAAUUUACAGAUGAUCAACCCACUCUUAUGUCUGACAGAUGUCUUGACUGUGGAGCUAUUCUUGAAGAAUACGAUGAAGAAACAUUGGGACUGGCUAUUGUAGUUCUUUCGACGUUCACUCAUUUGAGUCCAGACUUAGCAGCCCCUUUACUGCUAGAUAUACUGCAGUCCGUAGGAAGACUAGCAUCCAGCAGUCUUUUUUCUGGCCAGGCAGAAAGCAUGUUGAUUCCUGGCAACACUGCUGGUGUGGCAAAGCAGUUUCUCCGUUGCACCUUUCAUCAGCUAGCUCCCAACAGUAUUCUUCCUCAGCUAUUUCAAAGCAACAUCAAAGAUGGAAGCUUCCUUCGAACUUUGGCCUCGUCUUUGAUGGACUUCAAUGAGUUGAGUUCAGUGGCAGCAUUGAAUCAGCUCCUGGAGGGUUUAAACAACAAGAAGAAUUUACCAGCAGGGGGAGCCAUGCUUCGCUGUUUGGAUAACAUAGCUACUUACAUGGAAGCUUUACCAAUGGAUUUACCAAACAAUCUGUGGACUACAAUCUGCAAUCACUUUCAAACAUUUCUGGCCAAGCUGCCAUGCAUAUUGCCUCUGAAGUGUUGCUUGGAUUCCAGUUUGGCAAUCAUGAUCUGUCUUCUAAAGAUACCUACUUCAAGUGCAACACGGAGCCUUUUGGAGCCAUUUUCUAAAUUACUGAGCUUUGUGAUUCAGAAUGGAGUCUUCACCCUUGCAUACCUUGUUGAGCUGUGUGGAUUGUGUUAUCGAGCAUUCAAUAAGGAACGAGAUAAAUUUUAUCUCUCACGAUGUGUUAUACUAGAAUUAUUACAAGCACUCAAAUUAAAAUCUCCAAUACCAGACACCAAUCUUUUGCUGCUGGUCCAGUUUGUUUGUGCCGAUGCUGGAACCAAAAUAGCUGAAUCAACCAUUCUGCAGAAACACAUGAUUUCUUCUGUCCCUGGAUACACGACUGCUGCAAUGGAAUGCAUGCGACAGUACAUCAGCGAAUUGCUGGACUUCAUAGCUGAUAUGCACACACUCACCAAGCUGAAGGGUCACAUGAAAACUUGUUCUCAGCCUUUGCAUGAAGAUACGUUUGGCGGCCAUCUUAAAGUAGGACUAGCACAGAUAGCCGCAAUGGAAAUUUCCAAAGGCAAUCAUCGUGAUAACAAAGCUGUCAUUCGUUACUUGCCAUGGUUAUACCAUUCUCCCUCUGCAAUGCAACAAGGUCCAAAAGAAUUUAUUGAGUGUGUCUCCCAUGUUCGUCUUUUGUCAUGGCUGCUACUGGGGUCUCUUAGCCAUAGUGUAGUGUGUUCAGGAUCCACAUCAUGCAUGCCUAUUCCUUUGGAUGCUGGUUCACAUGUUGCUGAUCAUCUUAUAGUUAUCUUGCUUGGAUUUCCCGAACAAUCCAAGACAUCUGUAUUGCACAUGUGCUCUCUCUUCCAUGCAUUUAUAUUUGCUCAGCUUUGGACAGUCUACUGUGAACAGGCGGCAUCCACCCCACCUCCACAGAGUCAGAAUGAAUAUGUCUCUACAGCCAUUCUAACUGCCCUGGAAUUCUGGAGCCGAGUGACUCCGAGUAUUUUACAGCUGAUGGUUCAUAAUAAAGUUAUGGUGGAAAUGGUUUGCUUGCAUGUUAUCAACUUGAUGGAAGCUCUACAGGAGUGCAAUUCAGCCAUCUUUGUGAAGCUUAUUCCUAUGUGGUUACCGAUGAUUCAAUCAAAUUUGAAGCAUCUAUCAGCAGGUCUGCAGCUACGCCUUCAGUCAAUCCAGAACAAUGUCAACCAUCACAUUCUGCAGUCACUCCAGGGGCCUGGGCAAAUGAGCACAAGCUCAUCAGUGCUCCGUAAGUGGUUGCAGUGUGCUCAGUUCAAGAUGGCUCAGGUGGAAGUACAGUCAUCAGAGGCUGCAUCUCAAUUUUAUCCUCUUUAAGAUUCUUGCAAAUUUUAAUGAUACUGGACUUGAAACAGUAGCCUGUCUCGUUCCCUUUCUUGAUACUGCUAAAGCAUCAAGUGCAUGCCGCCUGUGAAUUAGCCUUGGUAAUUUAACCAUUUCUUCUACUUUACAAUUACAGUGAAGAUUAAUUUAAAAGCAAGACAACUGUGUACAAACAUUGAAAUGAAAUUGUUUAUAUUAUAGUGAGUAUUUUGUAGUUUAUCAAGAAUAUAAUACAGGUUCUGAAAUAUCAAAAUCUGAAAACCUCUGAAAUCCAAGUGUUUUGAAGAAUAUAAUACACAUUGGGCAUCCCUUAUCUGAAAUUCCAAAGUCCGAAAAUCUGUGAAAUCUGAAUUUUUUCUCUGAGCCGUGACAUGACAUCACAGAUGUAAAAUUACACAAGAGAGUGGGAAUGUGACAGUUCUGAGAAAUAACUUCUCAUGUGUAAUGAACAGAAAUUAAUGAAAAGUAGUAAAAUGAAGAUCUCGAUUGUAUAUUGGGAGCUUCGGAGUGAUCAUGUCCCACUUACGAAGUGCUGAUCAUGAAACCAGCGAAUAUCUAUUCCGCCGACCUAAAAUUGAGGUAAUUGUGAAAAUUCUGGAGGCUGGUUGCAGAAGUUUAAGAAAAGGCUGUGCAUUAAAUUUUUAAAGGUUUGUAGAUGAAAAUCUAACACCAGAACAAGUCUACAAUGCUGAUUGUUUUUACACCUUACGUAAACCCCCCAAAAAGUAAGAUACAAAUACACUGUACUGUAACCUUUUAAUCAAAGGAUGGUGUCAUAGGUGGAGAAUGAAAGCCUGAUGUUGCUUGUUGUUUAGCAGCUGAUUCAGGUAUUUUCCCAAUCCGUUGUGUUACUUUUGUUACCCUGCACACAUUAUAUUUUUUAUAGAUUAAGGACACUCAGUCCUCGUUUAUUGUCAUUUAGAAAUGAUACAAUGUUCCUCCGGAGUGAUACCACAAAAUAAAAAAAGGACAAACCAAGACUCCCACUGACAAAACCACAUAAUUAUAGCAUAUAGUUACAGCAGUGCAAAGCAAUAUCGUAAUUCGAUAAACGCAGACCAUAGUCGCGGUUUAAAAGUCUCAAGUCUCGGUCGACUCCAAUCGUCCCGAUAUCAGGCAGCAAAAGGGAGAAACUCUCCCUGCCAUAAACUUCCAGGCACUGACAAUGCCUCGGAAGCACCCAAUGACAGCAGACUCUGAGUCCGUCCGAAAACUUCAAGCCUCUGACCUGCCCCUCUGAUACAGCCUCCUGAGCACCAUCCUCUGCUGAGCGCCUUCGACCUCAUCCCGGCCGCCAAAACAAACAAAGCCGAGGUCUCGGUGGCCUUCUCCUCCGGAGGUUCCGGACCGCAUGGUCGCAGCGGCAGCGAAGCGGGCAUUUCAGAAGUUUCUCCAGAUGUUCCUCCACAUUCUCACGUCUGUCUCCAUCAAAUCAGGAUUGUGCACGGAUCCCUACUUAACACGGAACAGAUAUCCAUCUCCAGAGAGGCCAUCUUCUCCUCCCCCUUUUAUAAUAUUUUCAUUAUAUUAAUGGUGGGUUCUGUUCAGUACAUAUAAAACCAUAAGAUAUGGGAGCAGAAUGAGGCCAUUUGGCCCAUCGAGUCUGCUCUGCCACUUCUUCAUGGCUAAUCCAUUUCCCUCCCAGCCCAAUCUUCUGCCUUCUCUCCAUAUCCCUUCAUGCCCUGACUAAUCAAGAAUCUAUCUGCCUUAAAUAUACAUAAAGACGGCCUCCACAGCCACCUGUUACAAUGAAUUCCACAGAUUCACCACCCUCUGGUUAAAGAAAUUCCUCCCCAUCUCCAUUCUAAAUGGAUGACCCUUUAUCCUGACGCUAAGUCCUCUCAACCUAGACUCCCCCACCAUAUGAAACAUCCUCUCCACAUCCCCUUUGUCAAAGCCUUUCAACAAUCAAUAGAUUUAAAAGAGAUUUCCCUCCCCAUUCUUCUGAAUUCCAUUGAGUACAGGCCCUGAACCAUCAAAUGGCCCACAUAUGGGGAGCUUUUCAAUCUCAGAGUCAUUUUUCUGAACCUGCUUUGAGCCCUCUCCAGUGUCAGCACAUCCUUUCUUGGAUAAGAGGCCCAAAACUGCUCACAAUACUCCACACAAGGCCUCUCCAGUGCUUUACAAAUCCUUGACAUUACAUCCUUGCUUUUGUAUUCAAGUCCUCUGAGAAUGAAUACUAACAUUGCAUUUGCCCUCCUCACAACAUCUUCAAAGCCUAAUUUUAUUGUCAAAGUAUGCAUAUGCACUACAACUCUGAUAUUUGUCUACUCCAGAAAUCCAUGUAAUACUGAAAAGCCUUGGGAGCUGUUGAAAGAAACGACAUCAAGCCCCCCACAUGAAAAAGAGAAAGAAACCAAACUUGCAAAUCCCAAACCCCCCACUCCUUCCUUUGCACAAAAAACUAACAGAUGGCCUUCCUUUCAAAGCACACUGACAAUAGCAUCAACCCCCCCAACCCUACCAUCACACACAAAACCUGACAGAUCGCCCACUCAGUGAAACAUCAGCACGAAGAUCAGAUUCCAAAUCCCCACCCCCUUGCUCACGCAAAAAGUAACAUAUCGCCCACCCGCCAAUUGGAAAAGUAAGAAGACGCAGAAAACUGAAUGAGACCAACAUAAACUACAGUCCAAUAAUCACAUAAAUCUCAGAAUUUCAAAAGUAGCCUAUGUUAGCAUUGAGGAGAGUGGCCUUCCAUAAAGGACAACUGCCAUGAUGGUUGCCAAUGUUGCGACCUGAUCACCAACCGGUCAACCCCAUGGCCUCCGUGGAGAGUGACUGGUGGCCUUCUGUAUUCAUCUCAAUGCUCAAUCUUCCUCGCCACUUCAAAGUGGAGUUGUUCAUGACCCCGCACUUCAUCUCCAGAUUUCCCAUAGGAGGCGGCUCGUGCUCUCAGUCCUCUCCAAGAACAGCAGAACAUUAGAUCAUUCGAUCGAAUUCCAAACUACACAUUACAGACUCCAGCAGUUUCCAAAACACAAUCCAGACAAAAAGAACAAGCAGAAGAUGUACAGAAAGUGAAAUAAUUGAAGAGAUUAGCUAUCUGGAAGAUGUUGGCCGAGGAAUUGUUAUUCACUGGUGCCAUCCUGACCAUCAACAUAACCUGCAAAUAAACCUUUAGGGAAUCUGGCACGAGUAUUCCCAAAACCCUUUGCACUUCAGAGUUUUGAAUUUUUCUCUCCAUUUAGAAAAUAGUGUAUACUUUUAUUUCUUCUCUGAAAGUGCAUGACCACACACUUUCCAACUGUAUUCAAUCUGCCAAUUCUUUGCCUUUUCUCUUAAUCUGUCUUAAAUCCAUCUGUAGACUGUCCACUUCUUUAACACUACCUGCUCCUCCAUCUAUCUUCGUAUCAUCCACAUACUUGCCCACAAAGCCAUCAAUUCCGUUAUCCAAAUCUUUGGCACAUACUAUAAAAAGAAACAGUCCCAACAGUGACCCCUGUGGGACCCAGUAGCCACCAGCAGCCUGCCAGGAAAGGCUCCCUUUAUAUGUAUAAUAAACAAAUGUAAGAGAAAGACUUCUUAGCGGUAACACACAAGUUCAGAGCCAGAAAUUAUGGUGAUCCCAAGCUAUCCUAUUAUAUAUUCCAAAAUCCAAAACGUUUCCAGCCUCAAGCAUUUCAGAUAAGGGAUACUCAGCCUGUAAUAGAGUUUCAAACUUGCACAUCAAAAGUGCUGCAUGCUACUUACUUGGGAAGGCAUGUUAAUUUACUAAAUUAAAGAUAUAAUUUACAUGUCUUUGCAUUUCAUCAUUUAACUACUUUCAUUGCUCACGUUCAUAAGCAUCCUCUCCACUGCAGUCUUGCAGUUGAACAUUUUUUAUGUAUCCUUUCUGCAAUCUCAGAUCUUCUCUGUACUGUUAUUUAUCAACAAGGAACUGUUGGAUUGUCUACACAGUGCAAUGUCAGGUCAAGUAGUGUCCUGCUGUUAGAGAGCUGGAGUAGGCACAGCUCCACCAGAAAAUAUGCUGUACUUUUUUUUAUAUUGACAUUUGCUGGGAUCUAUACCUUUGACUGUUCACAUGCAAAAAAAAGCCUAAUUAGUGUUCCAAUUCUGUCUCUGGGAAUUUGCAAACUACGGAAAAACAAUAGGAAGGAUCUAUUUUGCAAUAAUGCCAGAAGAAAGUGAGUAUUUUGCUUGCUGGUAAACUACCAGGUUGUUUAGGUAAAUAAUACCAUUAAAUCAAUGUUAACAUAGAAAUACAAAAAUAGAAAAUAAAUGGAUCUUUUUAUUCUAUUGAUAAUUGUACAUAGUUUCCUGUAAGUUACCAUUCAGAUUAUAAAAUUAGAAAGCAAAAUUAAAUUUUGUGUGAAUAAGAAUAUAGAAAAUGAAAAUACAUUUUUGUAAGGUAUAAGGAAUAGUCUGAUGCAAAUUAUUACCAUUCUUUUUAAUACUUCCAUUUAUGUCUAUUCUGACCCAGCAGUCUAUGUAACCAUUCUCCUUAUCAUGUCUGUUCCAGCAAUGAAAUUGAAGUUGGUACAAAUAUAUUCAAUAUUGUUCUAUGCUCAGUGAACUGACAUUGUUAGAAAAUAAAAGAGAUCAAAUGUCAGUACUGUCAUUUUAUCAGACCAUAAGACAUGGGAGUUGUAAUGUACGGACCUAUUUCUUUUAGAGCAAUGAUGCCCCCCCUCCCUCCUUAGCACUAUGUAUUGAUUUGUUGUCUGCGUGUGUGCUGUUGUCUACCUAUGCGCAUUGUUUUCUCUCUCUCUCGCUGCAAUGGGAAUACACCAGUUAAUGCCAUCUGCCGUGUGUGCGCAUUUAUUUUUUAAAUAUAUACUUGUGCACAGACACAAGAAGAAUGGAAUUUGCCAUUUGGUCCAUCAAGUCUGUUCUGCCAUUCCAUCAUGGCUGAUUUAUUAUCCUUUAGUCAGUCAAUGCCUGAUAAAGCCUUUCUCAUUUGAAAAUUUAGUAAUUUGGAACUGUCAACUUUUACAUUUUAUGCAAAGUAGUUUUUAUUUACCACAAGGUGUCAUUUUUUUUAAACUUAUGAAAGAGGAUUUGUCAAUGUACAUAUUUAGGUAUUAGUAUGAAUUUUGACUAUAAUGUGCAGAAAAUACAUACAUUCUUUGCAAAUUCUACUUCACACUAGCAUUAACAUUAUAUUAAUUUAAUAUGUACUCAGUGAGCACUUUAUUAGGUACAACCGUACUAUUGCUCAUAAAUCUACAUAUCUAAUCAGCCAAUCAUGUGGCAACAACUCAAUGGGUAAAAGCAAACAUGGUCAAGAGGUUCAGUUGCUGUUCAGACCGAACACCAGAAUGUGUAAGAAAUGUGAUCUAAGUGACUGACUGUGGAAUGAUUGUUGGUGCCAGAUGGGGUGGUUUGAAUAUCUCAGAAAUGGCUGAUCUCCUGGGAUUUUCAUGCACAACAGUCUCUAGAGUUACAGGGAAUGGUGCAAACAACAAAAAAACAGCCAGUGAGCAGCAGCUGUGUGGGGAAAAAUGCCUUGUUAAUGAGAGAGGUCAGAGAAGAAUGGCCAGGCUGGUUCAAACCAACAGGAAGGUGACAGUAACUCGAGUGACCAUUCAUUGCAAUAGUGGUGUGUGGAAGAACAUCUCCGAAUGCACAACACGUCAAACCUUAAAGUGGAUGGGCUACUUCAGCAGAGGACGGUAAACAUACACUCAGUGGCCACUUUAUUAGCAAAAGGAGGAGCACUAAUAAAGUGUAUGUCAGUCAGUUAAUUGAAGAAUUUUUUGCUUUUUUACUAUAAAUACUGUUAAUAUUACCAUCUGAAAGACAAAGCUUUCUAAGUUACAUAAAGUAUUUUGUGUAAUUUAUGUAGAAAAAGUUGCACUGACCAUAGUGUCCCAGGGACCAUCAGUAAGUUAGAACAUAAAACAGUACAGCACAGAAAUAGGCCUGUCAGCCCACAUUGUAGAUAUAAAUAUAAAGAGGGGAGAGGGGGUUUGGAAUUAAAAAGUGCUCUGUAUGAGAAGGAUUUGGGCCUCCUGGUAGACUUAUUACUAUCAACAUUGGGACAAUGUUGCAAUAGAAUGUUUGGCUAUAUAAUGUGCUCAGUGGAGUUCAAGUCCAGAGACAUCUUAAGCUGUAUAAUGCACUUGUGAGGCCACACCUUGAGUAUUGUCUACAAUUUUGAUCUCCAUAUUGUGUGAGGGAUAUGAAGCCGCUGGAGAGAGUCUAGAGAAAUGUGACUAUACUCAUUCCAGGUAUGCAAGGCAUGAACUAUGAAGAAAGAUUGAAAUAAUUAAAUCUUUUUAGCCUAAGUAGACGUAGAAUGAGAGGAAACGUGAUAGAAGUGUUCAAAAUCAUUAAUGAUAUAAGUAAAGUGGAUGCCAACAGUUGCUUCAAAAUUAAUCCAUCAUCAAGGAUACGGAGCCAUAGGUGGAGACUGGUAAAAGGGAGAUUUCUUUACACAGGAGUAGUGGACACAUGAAACAAACUAUCUAGUUGUGUAGUUGAGGGUAGUACCUUGGAAACUUAAAUCUAAACGAUUGUUAUUUCAACACACUAUGUGAAUAGGAAUUUGACAACCUUUGUUGGGCUGAAUGUCUUGCUCUUGUCAGAAACCUUCUAAAGUUCAAUGUUGUGCUGAACCAAUUAAAUUGGUAAUCAAAUGGGCAACUAAUCUCUUCUGCCUACACAAUGUCCAUUUUCCUCACAUUCAUGUGCCUAUCUAAACAUCUCUUAAUGUAUCUGCCUCCACCACCACCUCAGGCAGUGCAUUCCUGACACCCAUCAUUCUCUGUGUAAAGUAAAACCUGCCCCUGACAUCUCUUUUGAAGCUAUCCCCGCUCUCCUUAAGUGAUAGUAGUUGUGUGGUAAUGUCCUUUUUAAUAAAGAAUGACUUAGACCAGGAGUUCCCAACCUGGGGUCCACAAACCCCUUGAUUAAUGAUCUUGUUCCAUGACAUAAAAAAGAUUGAGAACCCCUGAUUUUGACUAAAAAGCGUAGUAGAAUAGAAUAUUGCAUUUUUUUUAAUGUUUAUCAUGCUCCCAUGCUUUGAAAAGUUCUAUCUGACCAGGCUUUACAUUGUGAAUGUGUUCAUUACUGACAAGUUGCACUUGUCUCAUUGGAUGCACACUGAUGGUAGAAAUCAAACACUGUUAAUAGCACUCUUUCUAACUCUGGGUUUGUGUAAAAAUGACCUUUUAGCCUACACUUCAUGGCAAUUUCUUUUCUCCAUGCUCUACAAAGAGCAAUAUAAAAAUUGUAUAUCACAGUUUGAACUGGAUUGAAAUGCUAUUCAGUAGCAUUUCUGUGAUUACAGAAACUCACAUUUAAUCUACUCGAAGAAAAACAUCAUUGUAUUUUUUGGCAAAAAUGUUCAUUUUGUAAUUAUUAAUGAAGAAAUUCUCACGUGUGUGGACAUGGAUUAGGAACAGCAGUUCCUGCUAUUGUUACUGAUUAAUGCUUUUCUAAACACAUUUCAUUAUCAGAGAUAAGGUGAUGAAAGUAAAACAUUUUAAGAAAAAUGCCCUAUUCUCUGUACUAAAAAGUCUACGAUAUGCCCAUUCUAUUGCAGAUUUGUGAUUUGACGAAUGAUUUUGUGAGAGCAAUUUCAAUGUAGUGCUAAAUUUGAAGGUCACUAACAGGAAUUUAGUGCACAAAAAAAUCAACUGUCAUUUAAAUUGUUAUUCGCCUCAUAGAAAACUGAAUGAUGGGUAAAUCAUCUUAAAUGUGAUGUCAAUAACCGAGCAUUGAAUUUAUGUUUUUUUUUGCGGAAAUCAAUUUGUUCCCCUUCCUUUUGAAGUAAUAAAAUACA
Molecule: messenger RNA, 15697 nt
Organism: Hypanus sabinus (Atlantic stingray)
Lineage: Eukaryota; Metazoa; Chordata; Chondrichthyes; Myliobatiformes; Dasyatidae
Product: protein unc-79 homolog
Exons: 49
Coding region: 166-7962 (2598 amino acids)
Molecular function (GO): protein binding
Source: RefSeq, a predicted model, not a curated record